GAUUGAAUCCACCUCCUGCGAGACGACUUCGCUACCCGUAACUACAAAUACCUCCAGAUACUAACUACUCAUUCGUGCCAGCUACUACUGCGUGUUGAUCGUCAUAUUUGGCCUCGUAUUAUCUAAUCGGCUCAUUUGUCUACUGUUAUUACCGCUACUACCAUCAUCGUGGUAACUGGCUUACACCCGAUACCUCAUGAAGCCUAUCGUAGUCCUUGAUGAGCUCCUUGCUGUUGCAGAGGCUUGGGCAGCAGUUCCUCUUAAGCUAUUCGGCCCCUGCUCCCACGCCUACGCCCAUGACUACGGGCAUGACGAUGGCGAGUACGGCGACAGCGAUCUUAGCAGAAACAAGACGUAUCCUCUAGCACUCAUAAGCCAACUUACAACCGAGCUAUCAAGCGCAAUAACUCAAGAAGCGCUGUUCGACCCGAUACUGGAAUGCCAUAUAUGCUUCGAAAGCCUAGAAAAGUCCGCUAAUACUGCCACGAGUGUCUGGGAGCUUCGUCUCGAAAUCGCCCUUGGCUUUUUGUAGCUGCCCAAUGUCCUCCAACAUCUCGAGUAGAUAUACGACCGAGUCCAUCGUAUUAGAGAUAAAGCCGACUCCUUUUUCUCCUCCUCCUCCUCCCCGGAGUACGCAUAUACUAGUCGUAAUACCGAUCUAGCCCGUCGGUAUGUACAUGUCUCGUCGGACGGCUUUAUAACAGUUAUUAACCCCGGUACUGCGGAGGACCUUAUCAAUGGCUAUAACACCAUACUCCUUACGACCCUGCUUGGAAAUAGCCACUGUUAAUUCUUUUGUGGUUGUUAUUCUAAACUAAACCAGGUAUUUUACCUAGUUUGUUAACUCCUAGUAACGCUGAGUGACGGUAAAGUACACGAGACCCCUGGUCUAGUAUACUUUCUUGAAUACUAGUACGAUAGUGGUGGCUUAGCCCGAGACGACGGUGAUGGAGCCGACGAUGACGAACCGCCCAUGGUCGCGUUGGUCCGCGAUUUCGCCGCACUGAAUUCUAAACUAGACCGUUACCU
Messenger RNA from Colletotrichum godetiae, 1029 nucleotides. RefSeq lists its product as uncharacterized. The record is from RefSeq and is a predicted model, not a curated record. The transcript has a single exon. Lineage: Eukaryota; Fungi; Ascomycota; Sordariomycetes; Glomerellales; Glomerellaceae. The coding region runs from base 197 to 532 and encodes 111 amino acids.